Antechinus flavipes (yellow-footed antechinus) is the source of this 2538-nucleotide messenger RNA. It is a transcript of the gene RDX, whose product is annotated as radixin. Gene Ontology annotation, biological process: regulation of cell shape; positive regulation of protein localization to early endosome; regulation of organelle assembly. The coding region runs from base 153 to 1919 and encodes 588 amino acids. Gene Ontology annotation, molecular function: actin binding; cell adhesion molecule binding. The transcript has 16 exons. Gene Ontology annotation, cellular component: filopodium; adherens junction; microvillus. The record is from RefSeq and is a predicted model, not a curated record. Lineage: Eukaryota; Metazoa; Chordata; Mammalia; Dasyuromorphia; Dasyuridae.
CCGAGCUUUGUCGCAGAAGUCCGAGCAGCGCUCCGCUGGCCCUUGCUCGCCUCGCGCCUCUCGCUCCCCUCGCGCCUCCGGCGCCGCCGCGCGCUCCAGAUCAGUUGAACUUGGAAAACUGCUAAAGACAGAAGAUUCAAAGAGAAAUCAAAAUGCCAAAGCCAAUCAAUGUAAGAGUAACUACUAUGGAUGCAGAGCUGGAAUUUGCUAUCCAGCCCAAUACAACUGGCAAACAACUAUUUGACCAGGUGGUGAAAACAGUUGGCCUGCGUGAAGUCUGGUUUUUUGGGCUACAAUAUGUCGAUAGUAAAGGCUAUUCAACAUGGCUAAAACUAAAUAAAAAGGUAACACAGCAAGAUGUAAGAAAAGAGAAUCCUCUGCAGUUCAAAUUUCGAGCUAAAUUCUUUCCUGAAGAUGUGUCUGAAGAACUAAUUCAAGAAAUAACACAGAGACUUUUCUUCCUACAAGUUAAAGAAGCAAUCUUAAAUGAUGAAAUAUAUUGCCCUCCUGAAACUGCUGUUCUUUUGGCUUCCUAUGCUGUCCAAUCUAAAUAUGGAGAUCAUAAUAAGGAAAUUCAUAAACCAGGCUACCUGGCUAAUGAUAGACUCUUACCUCAACGAGUGUUGGAACAGCACAAACUGACAAAAGAACAGUGGGAAGAAAGAAUACAAAACUGGCAUGAAGAACACAGAGGGAUGUUAAGGGAAGAUUCAAUGAUGGAAUAUCUGAAGAUUGCACAAGAUCUGGAAAUGUAUGGUGUCAACUAUUUUGAAAUAAAGAAUAAAAAAGGAACCGAAUUAUGGCUAGGUGUUGAUGCUUUGGGUCUGAACAUUUAUGAGCAUGAUGACAAGUUGACUCCUAAAAUUGGUUUUCCUUGGAGUGAAAUCAGAAAUAUUUCAUUUAAUGACAAAAAAUUUGUCAUAAAGCCAAUUGACAAAAAGGCACCUGAUUUUGUUUUUUAUGCACCUCGCCUGAGAAUCAAUAAACGAAUUUUGGCUUUGUGCAUGGGAAACCAUGAGCUCUACAUGAGAAGAAGAAAGCCUGAUACAAUUGAAGUACAACAGAUGAAGGCUCAGGCUAGAGAGGAGAAACAUCAGAAGCAACUGGAAAGGGCACAACUAGAAAAUGAAAAAAAGAAAAGGGAAAUAGCAGAAAAAGAAAAGGAGAGAAUAGAGCGAGAAAAGGAAGAACUGAUGGAACGUCUAAGACAGAUUGAAGAGCAGACAAUGAAAGCUCAGAAAGAACUAGAAGAACAGACUAGAAGAGCCCUUGAAUUGGACCAGGAACGAAAGCGAGCAAAAGAGGAAGCAGAACGGCUAGAGAAGGAACGUCGAGCUGCAGAGGAAGCCAAGGCUGCUCUAGCCAAGCAGGCAGCUGACCAGAUGAAAAAUCAAGAGCAGCUAGCAGCAGAACUUGCUGAAUUCACUGCCAAGAUAGCACUUCUAGAAGAAGCCAAGAAGAAAAAAGAAGAGGAAGCCUCAGAAUGGCAACACAAAGCUUUUGCAGCCCAAGAAGACUUGGAGAAGACCAAAGAAGAACUGAAAACUGUAAUGUCUGCCCCUCCUCCCCCUCCUCCCCCACCAGUCAUUCCUCCAACAGAGAAUGAACAUGAUGAGCAUGAUGAGAAUAAUUCUGAAGCUAGUGCUGAACUGUCUAGUGAUGGUGUUACGAACCAUAGAAGUGAGGAAGAGCGUGUUACAGAAACACAGAAAAAUGAACGUGUGAAGAAGCAGUUACAGGCAUUAAGUUCAGAAUUAGCCCAAGCCAGAGAUGAAACAAAGAAAACACAAAAUGAUGUACUUCAUGCUGAAAAUGUUAAAGCAGGCCGUGAUAAGUACAAGACUCUACGGCAGAUUCGACAAGGCAAUACAAAACAGCGUAUUGAUGAAUUUGAAGCAAUCUUUUCAUAUGCAGGAUAAAAUUAAAGAAUUUUUAAAAGACCAACAGGUCACUGGAAUCUGAUCUCUGGCGAGCCUUAGGAUAGACACUUUCUAAUGAUCAAAUAUUUUGAAUAUAUGGUUUCCGUAAGCGGAACCAGUUACUGCUAAAGCAUUGUGGAAGAGUCGAGGCUUUCAACCGAGGUUCUCACUGAUGCUCUCUCUGCACUUUCUUGACUGCUGAUUUUUCCUUUCUUGGUCUACCCUGCUUCCUUUUGGUCAUCUUUGAUUGUGUUGUCCUGGAUAAACUUUAGGAAGGUGAGCUGUGACUUCUGAACCCUGCAUGGCAUCCUGCAGACUCAAUUUUUAGCAUUCCUUAGUUGAUAAGUGACUGCCUCCCUUUUUCAAGCAUGAGGUCAGUUAACUAUUGUCAAUCCUCCAAGUUCUGCAUGAACAACUUGUGGGAAGAAAAUAUAAUAAGAUUUCCAAAGAUCUUUCAGGUUUUGAAGAAAAUGUACAUAGUUUGUAUUUAGUUCUGAAUCAGAAGGAGUCAAUUGUGUAUGGCUCUGUAUGUACAUCUGUGCUCUCCUUAACAUUCUCUUUUCUGCAGGCUGUUUGUAUAUGUGUAAAUAAAUAAGACAAUAAAUAUAUUCUGACAUUA